AAACAGAAUGUUGAAAUUGAUGGCAAACCUCAAAGGCUUAUCAAUAACCGCCAGGUUUGCUCCAGCCUUCUGACCCUGGGUAAGUCUUCGGGAAUUGAGACAAAACCGCGGAAAGGUUUGAGUUUCCGUUCUGUGAAGCCAAAACCAGGUUUGGGCCAGGGUAAUCAGAACCCAGGUGACCACGACCAUCAUUUGGCAACCGCGGUAAGACGUUUCGGAGUUGAUAUUCAAUAUCCAGCCUAUUCGACACACCCUCGGUUUUGAAUCCAUCUCAAGGAUUUUUGUUCAUCCGUUGGGCGUGAAACCCAAGCAAAGGACAAGUGAGUGAGCAUUUAUGGGAGCACUCCAAGAUUGAUCCCAGUGGCUACCCUGACCAUCACUUUUUUUGGUCUGAGCGAGAUGAGAUGAUCUCUUGUUGCAACAGAAUGGAAAUCCGUGUGUGUGUUCUCUGUGCUCUCACAACGUCGUUGAACGAAUUCCUCCUGGGUUGGAAUCUGGAUUCUGGAAGUGACUGGGGGAUGUCGAGUCAUUCCUGAUGUGAUUGAUCGCGAGAUAUGAAGGACAAAAGCAGCGAUUGUUCGUCGUGAUUCAUAGAUCCAUUGCCUUUUCUUCGGCCCUUUUUUUUAUAUGAUUUGUGAUUCAACGUGAACGCAUUAGUGCCUCCAUCAAGAUGAAGAUGGACUCUCUGUCCCACCCCCAUUCCACAAAUAUCAGUCAUCAUCAUCAUCAUCAGGCCCUCCUCCGAGGGUCCGCCUCCCAUCUCAAAUCGGAUGGGGCGGGCUCACACCAUCCGAGGCAGCAAACUGCCCCCAGAUUUUCGGAUUCCGCCCAUUUCGCCAAUAUCAUGGUGGAAUUCGAGACGAAUACGCGAGAAAUGGCGGUGGAUGUGCCGGAUUCGUUCAUCGCGCAAACCAAAACCCCGCCCAAAUAUCCGCCUCCGGCUUCUGUUCGAUCUUCCACGCAUUCGCAUCAAAGCGCGGGCAAUGGAACGCCUCCUCCGCCGCCGUUGAAUGGGCGGGCCCACUUGCGGAUUGAACGUGACGGUCGAUUGAUCAAUACUUUAAGCGGACCGCCUUUGCUGCCCCAUAAUUCUUUGAGUUCCUCGGCUAAUUCCUCUACCAAAUCCUCGUCCAUGGGCGUGACCGAUGGGCUCAAUAAUGAUGGGGUCGAAGAGGAGCUCACUCAACGACGAAUUCAGCAAUACGCCCAUGAGAUCAAAAAGCGCAAUUCUGAGCUAGAAUUACGCCAACGAUCGGACGAAUUCUUACGUCAGUCGCUACGAAACUCUCGGAAGAUGCAAGCCUUGAAAGAGCGGGCCCAACAAGGUCGCGCUCCUGUCCCGGCCGCUCUGGUCAAUGGUAUGGCUAAUCCGGCCUUUGAUGAAGAUCCAGCUGUUUUAGAUUGGGAGACCUUGACCAAUCUGAUCCAACGUGUUUCCUCUGGGGCUGAAAAAGCCGACCAACCCCAAAUCAUCCGAGCGUGCCAAACUUUGGCCCAUUUGGCCACUCAAAGCGAUUUCAAACAAGCUUGUCGCCUUCAAACUCAGUUCAAGCAAUUCAGCGCCGACAAGAAGCUCGAGUUUCCCGUUUCCAUCGACUCUCAAGAUCUUAGCACGGAGUGCUUGGAGUAUCUUCAGAACCUUCUGCCCGAUCAGGAUCAAGAUGUUCAAGAACUUCAUGAAAUUCUCAAGUCAGAACGGCUCGAAGGACUUCUGCUUUCCCACGACAAACUCGGCAUGCGGAAAUUGGCCCAACAGUCCUUGCACAUGGAGGAAGAUGCUCUUCUGGAUAGAUUGAGCCAUUACUCCGAGCCUAACAUCAAGAUUGUUCGCAUCGAGAAAACCAACGAACCUUUGGGGGCCACGGUCAAGAACGAAGAUGACGCCGUGAUCGUAGGGCGAAUCAUUCGAGGAGGCACCGCUGAAGCCAGUGGACUCUUGCACGAGGGUGACGAAAUCCUAGAGGUGAACGAGGUGCCCCUGCGGGGUAAGAAUGUCAACGAGGUCUGCGAUCUACUAGCCCAAAUGCAGGGCACCCUGACAUUGUUGGUGGUGCCCAUGCGGAGCCAUUUGGGCCAUCGUGAAUCUUUCAGCCCAAGCACGGGAUUGUCCAACGGGAUGAGCAGUGGAAGUAUUAUGCACGUGAAGGCUCAUUUUGACUAUGAUCCCGAGGACGACCCCUACGUGCCGUGUCGAGAAUUGGGAAUUAGCUUCGUGAAGGGCGAUAUCCUUCACGUGAUCAAUCAAAAAGACCCCAAUUGGUGGCAAGCUCGCCGUGAAGGUGAUGAUGACAUUCAGUUACCCGGGCUUAUUCCGUCGGCCGCUUUUCAGCAACAACGCGAGGCCGUGAAGCACACAAUCAUGCAGGACUCCAAAUCCGAGAAGAACGGAUUCAAGGAUCAGCGAAAGAACUCUGGCUUCUUAUGCGCCAAGCGCAGUGGUCGAAAGAAGCCUCGACGACGAGCCAAUAACCAUUUGAACAACGAUAUCGACGGAGGGAUUGGUUCCGAACUAGACGAUAUCAUUGCCUACGAGGAGGUCACGCUCUACUACCCGCGCUCGGAUCGCAAACGGCCCGUGGUACUCAUUGGUCCUCCCAACAUAGGUCGACAAGAGUUGAGACAGAGAUUGAUGACCAAUAGUGAUCGAUUUUCCGCCGCUAUUCCACACACAUCUCGCCCAAAGCGAGCCGAUGAGAUUGACGGUCAGGAUUACCAUUUCAUAAACCGACUCCAAUUCGAGAAUGACAUUCUGGCUCGCAAGUUCGUCGAGCACGGCGAAUAUGAGCGUUCCUACUACGGCACCAGCCUCGAGGCCAUCCGCUCGGUGGUCCAUUGCGAGAAGAUCUGCGUGCUCAAUCUGCAUCCACAAUCGUUGCGAAUUCUCAAGUCUUCGGACUUGAUGCCAUUCGUAGUGUUCGUAGCUCCACCUUCACUGGAGAAACUCAAACGCUGGAAGAUGGAUAGGUCAGAAUCUGUGCACGACAAUGAGUUGUUGAAUAUCAUCGAGAAAGCUCGCGAGAUGGAGGAGAACUAUAGCCAGUUCUUCGACAUGGUCAUCAUCUACUCUGACCCUGAACGAGCCUACCAGGAUCUAUUGCGAGAGAUCAAUCUGAUCGAGCGAGAGCCCCAAUGGAUCCCCGGUUCUUGGGUGAACAAUGCCAAGAGCUAAAAGACCCUGUGUCAUUCUUUCUUACUUCCAAUACUUGGUCAACAAAACUAAGACAUUCCAACCACACGUAGCGUUUCCAUUCCUCAAUCGUUCUUCCAGGUCCACUUCAGGAUCAAAUAGGGAUCGACCAAGUAUAUAAUUUCCAUCAUAAUGCCCCCUCUCUCAAGCCCCCAGAUGCAGCUAUAUAGUACCCUGGCGGCUGUUCAUCAUGUGCGCAAUCAAGACAGUUGAAGGGCUUCUAUGGCCUUCCCAUGAAAUCAUAUAUCCUAUUUUUACAGCAAUAAAGUCUUCCAUAGUG
This is a messenger RNA of Tigriopus californicus, 3467 nucleotides long. Its product is annotated as protein PALS1-like. Gene Ontology annotation, biological process: protein localization to plasma membrane; establishment or maintenance of polarity of embryonic epithelium; establishment or maintenance of epithelial cell apical/basal polarity. The transcript has 3 exons. Gene Ontology annotation, molecular function: protein binding. Gene Ontology annotation, cellular component: adherens junction; plasma membrane. NCBI's taxonomy places the organism in Eukaryota, Metazoa, Arthropoda, Copepoda, Harpacticoida, Harpacticidae. The record is from RefSeq and is a predicted model, not a curated record. The coding region runs from base 671 to 3169 and encodes 832 amino acids.